CAAUUCCCACAUGUAACUGCGCUUCAAUAACAAACAUGGCAGCCCCCAUCGCUGCAGCAAGAGUUCGCUCCAAAAUGAUGAAACGAACAUUAUUAUUGUGUCCUAAUACGUCUUUUACAGUCCGGAGUUUGAACGUAGAAUGUCCGCGAUAUAAUGGUCAGUUGCAGAGCACGACUGUGAGCGUUCCCAUGCGGCUGGAAGGCGUGGUCGGCCUGGAGAUCCACGCCCAGAUUCACUCCCGCACUAAAAUGUUCUCCGGCUCGGCCGUCCGCUUCCUGUCGCCUCCAAACUCCCUUGUGUCCUUCUUCGACGCCUCCUUACCUGGCACGUUACCUGUCCUGAACAAACGCUGUGUGGAGGCAGCCGUCAUGACGGCCUUGGCUCUCAACUGCCGCAUCAACAGAAAGUCUCUUUUUGACCGGAAGCACUACUUUUACGCCGAUCUCCCUGCGGGCUACCAGAUCACGCAGCAGCGGCGGCCCGUGGCGGUGGACGGCGUGCUGAACUACAGCCUCCUGGGCGGCAAGAAAGGGAACCGCGUGGUUCCAAAGAACGUCCGCGUCAAGCAGAUCCAGCUGGAGCAGGACAGCGGCAAGAGCCUGCACGACGACGCCCGCGGACAGACGCUCGUCGACCUCAACCGGGCGGGCGUGGGCCUCAUGGAGCUGGUGAUGGAGCCCGACAUGACGUGCGGCGAGGAGGCGGCGGCGGCCGUCCGGGAGCUGCAGCUCAUCCUGCAGGCCCUCGGCACUUGUCAAGGAAACAUGUCGGAGGGCCAGCUGAGAGUCGACGCGAACGUGUCGGUGCACAGACCUGGCGAACCGCUCGGCGUCAGGACGGAGGUGAAGAACAUCAACAGCAUUCGAUACCUGGCCAGGGCUAUCGACUAUGAGAUCCAGAGACAGAUGGACAUCCUGCGCACAGGAGGCAGCGUGCACAACGAGACGCGCUCUUACGAUUCCAAAUCUGGGACAACCGUGCCCAUGAGGGACAAAGAGGGUCUCCAGGACUACAGGUUCAUGCCCGAGCCCAAUCUCCCGCCCCUGAUGGUGUACGAAGACUCGGCCUCGGUCCCGGCGGGCGCCGACGUCCGGCAGACGGUGGUGGUGCAGAGUUUGAGGGCCGAGCUUCCCGAGCUGCCCGCCGUGACGAGAGACAGGCUGGUGGAGACGCACGGCAUCCUGCCCGAGCACGCCUUCACCCUCCUGAACGAAGACGGCCUGGUGGAAUACUUUGAGCGUGUGCUGAAGGCCACCGGCCGGGAGCCGAGGAAGGUGAUUGGCUGGGUGACCAACGAGCUGCUGGCCCUCCUCAAACAGCAAGACUUGAACGUCGGCCAAAGUCGCGUGUCUCCGUCCUCCAUGGCUCAGCUGCUGGAGCUCUUGGAAGCGGGAAGCAUCUCCUCCUCGGUGGCCAAACAGGUGUUUCAGGAGAUGUGGAGGCAGUCGGGUGCAAAGACGGCGACUGAGAUCGUCAGCGAGCAGGACUUGGGUCUUGUUAGUGAUGCGCAGCGGCUGCGCGACGUCUGCGCCAAGGUUGUGGACUCGCAUCCGCACGAGGUGCAGGCCUUCCGAGCAGGCAACCAAAAAGUUCUGAACAAGCUGAUGGGCUCGGUUCAAAAGGAGACCAAAGGCCGGGCGGACCCGAUCGUGGUGCGCAAGAUUCUGCUGGACGAGAUUUCGGAGAGUGCAUGAGGGGACGAGGCUACCUCAACGACCACCUGCGUCUGUUGAUUUCAUGUAAAUAAUUAUUUCUCUUCUGUCAAAUGCAAAGAAUGAAUAAAGACUUGCUUUUAUGAAAUGUA
This is a messenger RNA of Hippocampus comes (tiger tail seahorse), 1804 nucleotides long. It is a transcript of the gene gatb, whose product is annotated as glutamyl-tRNA(Gln) amidotransferase, subunit B. Lineage: Eukaryota; Metazoa; Chordata; Actinopteri; Syngnathiformes; Syngnathidae. Gene Ontology annotation, biological process: glutaminyl-tRNAGln biosynthesis via transamidation; mitochondrial translation. Gene Ontology annotation, molecular function: glutaminyl-tRNA synthase (glutamine-hydrolyzing) activity. The transcript is spliced from 13 exons. The record is from RefSeq and is a predicted model, not a curated record. Bases 36 to 1694 code for a protein of 552 amino acids. Gene Ontology annotation, cellular component: mitochondrion; glutamyl-tRNA(Gln) amidotransferase complex.